Messenger RNA from Nymphaea colorata (pocket water lily), 2355 nucleotides. RefSeq names its product ABC transporter B family member 29, chloroplastic. The record is from RefSeq and is a predicted model, not a curated record. Gene Ontology annotation, molecular function: ATP binding; ABC-type transporter activity; ATP hydrolysis activity. Gene Ontology annotation, cellular component: membrane. Gene Ontology annotation, biological process: transmembrane transport. Bases 20 to 1984 code for a protein of 654 amino acids. The transcript has 10 exons. NCBI's taxonomy places the organism in Eukaryota, Viridiplantae, Streptophyta, Magnoliopsida, Nymphaeales, Nymphaeaceae.
CUCUCUCUCUCUCUACGACAUGGUCAUGGUGGACUUGUCACUAUCUGCAGCAUCUUCCCUCUCUGCGAUCAUCCGGUGUCAUCAUCAUCGUCGUUUUCAUCGUCCACUGAGAAAGCCACUCCCUUCUCUCGGUUAUCACCAGCGUGCCGUCUCGUUCAUCGUUGCGAAAGCCCUAGAUCCCACGAACUCUCCCGCAUCAUUCCCAACAAGCUCUCUCCAUUAUCCUUGCCCCGCUGGCAAAACCCAACAUUUGGAUGCCGUGAAAACCAUUGCGCCGUUCGUGCUAUCAGAGUGGCGGCUUGUCCUCAAGGGAUGGGCAUGCAGCGUCGUCUCAGUCGUCUGCCUGUCCAAUCUCGUCCCUCUCUCCGGGGAGCUAUCGGCUUUGUUGCCACAAAGGGGAAUGGGUGGGCUGGUGCGGGAGGGAAUGACCGCUGGUGCGCUCCUUCUGGUUCGAUUGGUGGUCUUGUACUGGCAUCAGGCAUUUCUUUGGGAGGCAGCAUUGAACAUGAGCUACAGGAUAAGGAUUUACUGCUUCCAGAGGGUCCUGCACUGGGAUUUGGGCUGCUUCGAAGGGAGCGGUGGGGUUUCUCCCGGUGAUAUCGCUCAUAGGAUUGCUGCUGAGGCAGCUGAUUUGGGAGACACUAUUUACGUUCUUCUACACACAACCAUACCCAGUAUGCUGCAAUUAUUUGCAAUGGCAAUAAAAAUGAUAGCUAUCAGCCCUUUACUUUCCAUGGCAACUGCUCUGGUUGUUCCAUGUCUGUCUUUUGUCAUAGCCUAUUUUGGUAAAAAGCUGAGAGCAAUAUCAAGAGAUGCACAUGUUACUGUUGCCAGGCUUUCUUCUUAUUUAAAUGAGGUCCUAUGCUUGAUGAUUCUUGUCAAGGUUAAUAGUGCAGAAGCUUGUGAAAUGAAACGGUUUCAAAAGUUUGCACAAGAUGACUUGCGGAAAUGCCUGAAGAAGAAAAAAAUGAAAGCUGCUAUACCGCUAGGCAUACAGUUUUUGUAUUUGGGAGGCUUUUCAUUAUUUUGCAUUGGGUCCCUUUUGGUCACUUCUGGGACAAUUGAUGGGUCAAGGAUGGUCUCAUUCGUAAUGUGCUUGUUUCUCUUGGUUGAGCCCAUCCAGGGUGUGGGAAAGGCAUACAAUGAAAUGAAACAAGGUGAACCAGCAAUAGAGCGCUUAUUUGAUUUGACAACAUUUCUUCCGCAGGUCAAGGAGGAAGAGGGUGCUGUUUCCUUAAAUUCUAUUGUUGGCAGUGUAAAGUUUCAUGGUGUUUCAUUCAAGUACAAUGAAAAGUCAUCUCUCAUCUUAAAUAAGUUAAAUAUCCAUAUUGAGCCUGGAGAGAUUGUUGCUGUUUUUGGCCCAUCUGGAGGCGGGAAGACAACACUCAUCAAACUACUUCUUCGUCUUUAUGAUCCUAUUCAAGGGAAUAUACUUGUAGAUGGCAUUGACAUUCGAAAUAUCAAGCUUGAUAGCCUAAGGCAGCAUAUUGCUCUUGUUCCCCAAGAUCUAACCCUUUUUGCAGGAACAGUUGCUGAAAACAUUGCUUAUAGGGAUUUGAUGAGAGAUAUUGACAUGGAAAAAGUUGUACAUGCAUCAAAGAUUGCAAAUGCUGAUGAAUUCAUCAUGGCACUUCCCGAUGGCUACAAUACUAACAUUGGACAGCGUGGAUCUCUUUUAAGUGGAGGCCAGAAGCAACGGUGGCUAGCUAUUGCACGGGCUAUAUAUCAAAAUUCUUCAAUAAUAAUUUUAGAUGAAGCUACUUCUGCUUUAGAUGACAAAUCUGAGUUAUUGGUGAGGCAGGCUUUAAAGAGAGUGAUGCACAACCGCACGGUACUUGUUAUUGCUCACCGGUCAGAAACUAUAUUAAUGGCAGACAGAAUUUUUCUUCUGGAAGGAGGAAUUCUUCAGGAGAUACCACACUCAUCAUUUCAGUCCUCACAUUGUCAAUAUGUGCAACACAAUUCAGCAAGUAAAGCAAGUUAAAUACAAUUGGAGAUAGAUACAUUGUUCUGUGGCUUGGGCUUUAGACUCAGCAUGUAACCUUUUGGACAAUCAAAUGCUCCUUGUGGUGGCAAAAAAAAAACCAUAUCUGAGCUAUCACCAUCACCAUGUGCGAAAAGAGAGGGAGUGUUGCAGGCCGACGUUCCACUUCGCUUUCACAAUGCCGCUUAAAUGAAAUCUGGAAUGGUGGAAUUAAGCGCGAGGAAAAGACGAGGAAAUGUUCCUUUCUCAGCCUCCUAUUGCUUAUAGUUUAGAAGGAAACAUUUGUAAUUAUAUCUGUCUACUUUUAUUAAAACUGUAUUGAAGAAAAUUUCCACUUCAGAAAUAAAAAAAAGUUGGUUGUAUAUUUUCUA